Mercenaria mercenaria is the source of this 1451-nucleotide messenger RNA. RefSeq lists its product as uncharacterized. The record is from RefSeq and is a predicted model, not a curated record. NCBI's taxonomy places the organism in Eukaryota, Metazoa, Mollusca, Bivalvia, Venerida, Veneridae. The transcript is spliced from 2 exons. Bases 86 to 1045 code for a protein of 319 amino acids.
UUAAGAUUUGAAAGACGUCUUUCAAGCGAUUGAAUCUGGAUAAUUAAGAAUUUUGUGUUAAGGAAAAAAAGUGAUGAUUUAAGUUAUGUCAGAGCGGAAUUCACCGUCAAACUUUAAACUUCUUUCACGCCAGACGACUGGAGAAAUAUCUCAAUUAAACGGAGAAGCUAAUUUAGAAAAAAUGAUGUCUCCAUCAGCACGGAAAGUGACGUCGCCAACGGCACGCCAGUCGCCUCCGCGUACAAGUUCAAGGCAGUCGACGUCAAGUCAGUCUAUGACGUCAUCACGACUUUCUAUGGCGACAACGACGGUAGAAAGUGACACUGCAAGUGAAUUCGAGCCUCUGUUUCAGAGCCGGUGGGACGAUGAAACGGAGAUGGACAAGGGAUUGAAAAUUCUAAAGAGAAAACAUGCCGCCACCGUUCGUCUCCGAAAACUGAAUGAUGUGUAUGACAGACUGUUGGUCGACAAAAUUCGAGUUUUAGAUACAAACCUGUCGCAUGUUGAAAAGGAAUUGACAAAGGAGACGCGUUUUAUCAAAGAAGAAAUCCGAGAAUUCAAGCCUGUUUUACAAUUCCCGCGAAUCGACUCCGCUACUCCAGUAGAGUCCCGCUCAAGUAGUAGACUAAGCGGUCGAAACCAAACUGAUAAGUUAUGUCAGUCAUGUAUGUUCGAUUCUACUAAUACAAAUCUAAGAUGCCGACAUUUUCCAUGUUACUUGCCCGCCACUUAUAACAGUAUCACUUUUACAAGCAAGCCACAGACAUACUCUGUUGUCAGUAAUUACAACCAACUCCUUCAACGAUGCAAAGACUUGAGACCAUCCACAUCACAUACACGACAGAACAUGAAAAAGGAUGAAGUAAACAUAGAAACAGAACCUCACCCACCGCGUAAUUCUACCAAAGAGAAAAUACGCGGUCUGAAACAAUUAGUCAAGGAAAUGAAAGAGCGGAAUGAAAAAACGAAGCCACGUGACUGGGCAGUCAAUUAUGGUGAUCCCGUGCCUAGACGCAUUAUACUAAAACCAGUUAAAACUAUAUGAUUUGUACUAAUGGCUAUUAUCGUAGGUAUAACGAGCACGUUGCUUACGUGAAGAAAAAUGCGUAGUUACGGCAGGCAUUCCACAGGAAAUUUGACUCGUGUAGCAAAUGAAAUGUGCUUAUUUUGCAAUGAAGUCAAACUUUUUUUGUAUUUAUCAGUAAAGCAUUGUUGUUGUUUUUUUUUUGCAUUGCUAUAUAGGUUUCUUUAGUUGUCUCCCUUUUUCAAUAAUUUGUACUGAUUUAUUACCAUCUUUCCUUUCUUUAAUUUUAUCCGCAGUUGAAAGUAGUUUAACAUGUUGCAUUUGAAUCAGUUUAUUUGAGUUCUGAUUGUUCAAGAUGCAUAGUGCGUGAAUACGACAACCAUAGUAGUUGAUUUGCUUAUUUCUGUGUGAAAUAAAGGACAUGAAA